CCAAUUCUUCUCGUCCUUCUGCAGAGCUUCUUCUGCUCCACAUAGUGAAAAUGGGUGCCAUUCCUGAAGCCGAUCCCGAUGAGGUCAUGGAGACCAAGCCCUUCAAGUUCGUGACAGGUGGCUAUGAUGCUCGUUUCCCCCAGCAGAACCAGACCAAGCACUGCUGGCAAAACUACGUCGACUACUACAAGUGUGUCAACGCCAAGGGAGAGGACUUCCGCCCGUGCACCCAGUUCUUCCACGCUUUCCGCUCCCUCUGCCCCAAGGCCUGGACUGACCGCUGGGACGGCCAACGCGAGGCUGGCAACUUCCCCGCCAAGCUGGAGUAAAAUGAUUCCGUUGUCGUUUCCUCAUUGUUGAUUGACUGUUUCCCCUCAAGUUUUGUUGUGUCAACAUGUACUCUACCUGAAUCAUCGCGGGAAAUUAAACAUUCCAUUCUUACUGCCUUGGGAGGGCUUGCUCGCCGGGGGUUGUGUUGGUGGACGUAUAUAGACUCGCAAUUAGUUUUGGAAGCCUUUUUCUUUUUACUUUCUGCUCCGUUUUCUGGGGGAUUGCCGUGGCAUUAUACCCUCAUUAUUCAAUAUCACCGCACAAAAAGAUUUGAAAUAGUAAGUAGAUGGUAACUAUUGAAAAACAGCGCAAUUG
Aspergillus steynii IBT 23096 is the source of this 645-nucleotide messenger RNA. RefSeq names its product cytochrome c oxidase subunit VIb. NCBI's taxonomy places the organism in Eukaryota, Fungi, Ascomycota, Eurotiomycetes, Eurotiales, Aspergillaceae. The record is from RefSeq and is a predicted model, not a curated record. The transcript has 5 exons. Bases 51 to 329 code for a protein of 92 amino acids. Gene Ontology annotation, cellular component: mitochondrion; respiratory chain complex IV.